This is a messenger RNA of Drosophila suzukii, 409 nucleotides long. RefSeq names its product cuticle protein 16.5. NCBI's taxonomy places the organism in Eukaryota, Metazoa, Arthropoda, Insecta, Diptera, Drosophilidae. The record is from RefSeq and is a predicted model, not a curated record.
UCCAAUCUUUGAGAACGUUCGUCCAGCACAAACACAAAAAAAAAAUCAACAUGAAAUUCCUCAUCUGCUUGGCCCUCUUCAUCGCCGCCGCCCAGGCUCAUGUUGUGGCCCCCGCUGUCGCCACCUAUGCCGCAGCUCCGGCCCUGACUUACGCCGCAGCCGCCCCUGUGACCACCUACUCGGCCGCCCUCCCCCGCGCCUACUCUGCCUAUGCCGCCCCCUCCGUUUAUGCCGCCCCCUCCGUCUACGCAGCCCCCUCUGUCUACUCCUCCGCCGCCUAUGUGGCCUCGCCCUCCGUGUACUCCGCCUACGCCGCCCCCGCCGUCGUCUCCACCCUGCUCAAGAAGUAGAGUUUUCAGAUCGAUCCAGUAAUAUGUCACCCAUUUUGUCAAUGAUUUUCCAAGAAAUA